AUGAAUAUUGCGAUUUUUUUCUUUGGUAAUUCCAUUUCGGGAAAACUGCAUUUGUUAAGUGAAAAGGAAUCAGUGUAUUGGUUUAUUUGCAUACCUUUCGACGAGCCGUCGUGCUCAGAAGAGGGCACGACGACCACAACGUCGUCAGUAACGCCGAUCAAUGAGGACACUGGUGGUGGUGGCAGUGGUUCGAGACGAGGUCGAUCCUCGGCGAACGCUAGAAAGAGUAUUUUCUUCGGGAAGGAUAAGGCGGACAUGUUGAAUCGAUUGACAACACUCCGCGAUGAAUUCCAACGACCCGUUGCCAUGUUCCAAUUGGAGGAGCAUUGGACGCAGAUUGUUCACAAAAGCGACCAGUUAAGUAAACGUGCUCAAGAACAGCAAGAGGCCAUCUGGGAGUUCGUCACCACUGAACAUCGAUACCUACAGGUUCGUAUUUUAUUUCAAUCAUCAGUUACUGCUGAAUUGCUUUUCAGGGAUAUAUUUUGUGCAUCUGUGUUCUGA
Anisakis simplex (herring worm) is the source of this 504-nucleotide messenger RNA. The record is from the annotation of a GenBank genome assembly. Lineage: Eukaryota; Metazoa; Nematoda; Chromadorea; Rhabditida; Anisakidae.